Messenger RNA from Setaria italica (foxtail millet), 866 nucleotides. RefSeq names its product auxin-responsive protein SAUR71. Gene Ontology annotation, biological process: response to auxin. The coding region runs from base 260 to 628 and encodes 122 amino acids. The transcript has a single exon. The record is from RefSeq and is a predicted model, not a curated record. NCBI's taxonomy places the organism in Eukaryota, Viridiplantae, Streptophyta, Magnoliopsida, Poales, Poaceae.
CCCACCUCCACGUGGGGCCACGGGCACGCCUGCUCCACCUGCCGGCGCCACCGCCCCGGCGUCCGCGUGCAGCGCCAGGCUAUAUAGCAACGCCUGCACAGGCGCACGCCCACCCGCCGUCCUUCCCUGCUCCUGCGUCCUGCUCCGGCACUGCAGCCUCGCCCUCGCCCUCGCCCCCCGCCUCGAUCUCCACCAUCACAGCGCACCCGUGAGGUUCCGGCCGUGGGCUAGCAGCGACCGGCGAGCCGCGGCCUGGCCCAUGACGAUGAAGGGGUUACUCCGGUGCGUGUCGACGGGGGCGUGCAGGGUGGCGCCGGGCGCCGUGGCGGAGCCGUCGCCGUCGUGGCACGGGGCGGGCGGGGGGAAGGUGCCGGCGGGGCACGUGCCGGUGGAGGUCGGCGCGGAGGGGGAGGAGACGGAGCGCUUCGUCGUCCCCGCCGAGCUGCUGUGCCGCCCGCCCAUCGCCGAGCUGCUCCGCCGCGCCGCGCAGGAGUACGGCUACGCGCGCCGGGGCCCGCUGCGCAUCCCCUGCCCCGCCGCGGCGUUCCGCCGCCUCCUCGGCGCGCUCGCCGGCGCCGGCGCCGCCGAUGCCGGGCUCGCGCUCGCGUACUUCACCGUCGUCGUCUGAGAUCCUCCUAGCGUAGCGGUUUCGAUCGAUUCCCCUUGAAGCGUGGCUGUGCAGGCGUGCGUUGUGUGCUGUUCGCUGUUCUUGCUCCUCUAGAGAUUCCAUUUGUUUCUUCUUCUUCCUUUGCUUUUCUUCUCUCCUUUUUUUUUUGUGUAAUAACAUGUUUGUAAAUAUGUAAAUCCAGAUCGAUGAGAUGUUCAUUCGGUAUAUUUGCAGCAUAAAUCUUCGCCCUUUCCCCUUC